AUAUGUAGUUACAUGUACUUAUUAACGGUACAUAUGUGGUUUGACCCAGAUAUAUCUAUAUACUUUAUUCCCUAAAAACUGAGUACAAGUAUAUACUCAAGCUAAGUGCAUAUGUGUUUGUUUUUUGUUGAAAAAGAAUUGUUAAUGGAUGAAAGGAUAUAUCAGUAAGAUGAUUUAUUGGUGGCUGUUUGAGUCCAGCAAUGUCAGAAAGACAACAGCUCAUGCAGUGACUUAAAAAAUCAAAAGACCAAUUUUAUUUUUUCCAUUCUUUUUUCCAGAUUGUCUGCAUGAUACAUAGUGAAGAUGGGAGAUAUCUGGGUAACUGCUGGAAUAACAGUUCUUAAAUUGAUCACCUUUGUUUAUGAUGUGAUAUCCUUUGUUCCCUAUUACAUAAUCUACAGGCCUGAUCUAAGGGUAAAACAGUGUCACCGAUUAAAGGCCAAGUCUGUUGGUGAUAAAAGUGGUCCAUACAGAGCUGUGGAAAGUCUUGGUGGGUUAUCAACACAGCUACAUGAAUGUGAUACACUAGAUGACUUAUUUUCUAAUGCUGUCCAGUUAUACUCCACAAGGAAAUGUUUAGGAUACAGGGAAAUACUAAGAGAGGAAGAUGAGAAGCAACCUAAUGGCAGAGUGUUCAAAAAGGUUAUGCUUGGUGAUUAUAAUUGGUUGACAUAUGAGGAUGUUUUUACCAGAGCCACCAAUUUUGGAAGUGGGUUACUUGCCCUUGGGAAGACUCCCCGACAGAAUAUUUUGAUCUUUGCUGAAACAAGCCCAUAUUGGAUGAUAGCAGCUCAGGCUUGCUUCAAGUAUAAUUUCCCAGUGGUAACUUUGUAUGCUACAUUAGGACCAGAUGCAAUUGUACAUGGAGUGAAUGAGGCUGACGUAUCAUAUAUCAUCACCAGUGCUCAACUGCUCCCUAAAUUUAAAGGUUUAAUGGACAGAAUGCCUAAAGUGACACAUAUUAUAUACAUACCUACACAGAGACCCCACCAACAGGACAAAGAUAUACCUAAACAUGUUAAGCUCUUGUCCAUGGAUGAAGUAGAAAGUAUUGGUGCUGUACCUGAUAAUUUGAAAACACCAUUAACUAAGCCUAAACGUAAAGAUAUAGCAGUUAUAAUGUAUACCAGUGGUUCUACAGGUGUACCUAAAGGUGUAUUGAUAACUCAUGGGAAUUUGUCAUCAGGAAUGUCUGGACAAUGUGAGAACAUCCUUGGAUUAGGAACUGAUGAUGUUUACAUUGCAUAUCUUCCAUUGGCCCAUGUUUUAGAGCUUAGUGCAGAAAUAUCAUGUUUGUCUAAAGGUGUUUGUAUUGGUUAUGGUUCACCGCUGACACUUACUGAUAAGUCCAGUAAAAUAAAGAAAGGUAGUCAAGGAGAUGUUACAGCCUUAAAACCAACAUUGAUGGCUUCAGUUCCUCAAAUUAUGGACAGAUUAUAUAAGGGAGUGUGGGAGAAGGUUACAGAAGAUGGAGAAUUCUCCAAAGCCUUAUUUAAAUAUGCCUGUGAUUACAAAACAAGAAGACUAGUUGAUGGGUAUAGCACACCAUUAUUAGAUAAGAUACUUUUCCAGAAAAUUAGGAAUUUACUUGGAGGAAGAAUAAGAAUGAUGUUGAGUGGUGGUGCUCCACUAUCGGAGAAGUCACAGAUAUUCAUGAAUGUCUGUUUUUGUUGUCCAGUAUUACAAGGUUAUGGUCUUACAGAGACGUGUGGAGCAGGAACUAUUACAGAAGUGGCAGACUUUUCUACAGGAAGAGUUGGAGCCCCAUUGAUUUGUACUGAGCUAAGACUUAGAGACUGGAUAGAAGGCAAUUACAGAUCAACAGACACACCUUGCCCAAGAGGAGAAAUAUUGCUAGGAGGUGGUAACAUUGUACAAGGUUACUACAAAAUGGAAGAGAAGACAAAAGAGGAUUUUAUAGAGAUAGAGGGAGUAAGAUAUUUUUGUACUGGUGAUAUCGGACAAGUCGAAGAAGAUGGUUGUGUUGCCAUUAUAGAUAGGAAGAAAGAUCUAAUAAAGUUACAGUCGGGAGAAUAUAUAGCCCUGGGUCAAGUAGAGACAACAUUAAAGAUGUGUACCAUAGUGGAACAGAUUUGUGUAUAUGGGUCAUCACAUCAUGAUUUCACCAUAGCUUUUGUUGUACCAUCAGCCAGACCAUUGAAGGAAUUAGCUGAAUCCAUGAGCCUUGAAGGAGAUAUAGCUGAUCUUUGUAAAAAUAAGCUAAUUGAGAAGGAAAUUAUCAAAAGGAUAACAGAGUAUGGAAUCAAAGCCAAGCUUGAUAAAUUUAGCAUCCCCAGAAAGAUUUUAUUGUGUCCUGAAGUAUGGAUGCCAGAUUCUGGACUAGUUACUGAUUCCAUGAAGUUUAAAAGAAAAAGUAUUGAAGCUGAAUUUAAAGAGGAGAUCAACAGAAUGUAUGACUGUUAAACCACUAUACUAUAUGUGUGCAAAAAUUGCAGUGUUGUCCAUAAUUUUGUGUUGGAUGGAUUUUUUGCUUGAUAGAAACUUUUAUAAACAUUACAAGCACAAUAAAAAGGAACUGGUUUGAUGAUUUUGAAGUCACUGAGCUUUAAAAUCUGUCAUGUUGUGAAUGUCUUCAUCAUGUAAUGGCCUGUUGUUUAAGGGCAUACGAUAUAGAUUUGAUUUCACAGUGAUUUUUUUAUAAAAUGAUGCAUACAAGCUAUAUUUUCCCUAGUCAAUUCAAAUAUGUAAAUAAAAUAUACCUUCAUGUGCUACUUUUAGAGAUAAAUGGGAUGUGAAUUUUAGACAUUUACUCUAAAUUGCGGUUUCUUCAACAUUUCUAUCCUCUGGUACCUGACUUUUUGUUUCGAAAGAUAAACACAAGUGGAUUUUUUUUGUAAGGCAUUUGGAAAAUCUUCUUUACAUAAAUAAGUUUCUAAAUUAGUGUAACAUUUCUUUGGAAAUAACUUAUUUUUAUCAAAGUAUUCAUGAUUUUAGAGGACAAAAAAAACCACAUUUUUUGUUGUAUUAUUAUCUAAUUCAAAAAAAUUUCAUCUGUAAUUUGUUCAUAAAAAUUGGUACAAAUAAUCUUCAUACAUAAUCAAACCAAAUGUCAUUUUAAAAAAGAGGGGUCAAUGUACUUGUUUGCAAGCUAAAGAUUAAAUCAGUCGAAAAAUGCAUCUUUUCCCAAUAUGUCACAGUUUGAGUCACUUUGCAAAAAAUAACAUUUUAAGUAAGCAACGUCAUUACCUCCCCUGUAACUGUAUUGUAUGCCCUUAAAAGAACCAUGUCCUUGAAAUUGAUAUUGCAUAAAGUCACCUGCUACAUAAAAAUAUAUAUCAAACACAGAACAGUGUCUAUGUCUGCCUUAAGUCAUUGCUAGCUAUAGUAUAACAAUAUAUUAUGUAUUGAUGUCAUUGUUAAUCAAGAUAUUAGAACUUGUAGUAAUAUGCUACAUAUAGUUGAGAAAUAAUCUUUAACUACAAUCGUUAUCAUCUGUACAUAUUACGAUUAUAGGGUGGGUAAUGACAUGCUAGUGGAUUAUCAGAGCGCCAAGGGUUCUAUCCAAUCAAAAUGCUAUUGCUUUUUUAAGGGAUGAAUUAGUUAAUUAUUGUAAAUUAACAAUUUAUGAUGUAACUGUGUAAUUUUUUUUUCAACUAAGUUUCUUUGGGCAAAGUUAGCCUCUCAAACAUUUGGCAUGUAGGUACCUCAUGGGGUUUCCAUAUGCCAUGUAUACUAAAAUCAAUAUAACAUGUUCAUGGGGAUUAACAUUUGUUUCCCUGAAAUCUUUAAAAGCAAAACACUUGAAAAUGCAUAUAUUAGAUGCAGAAAUUCAUAGAUAAAUUGUAUACUUUUCUGUAAACUUUGCAUCUAGAACUUAUUAAAAAUUGAUAUAAAUAUUAAUAAAUUAUUGACUUACAUCUGUUCUAGUGCCAUAGAACAAGUGAUUUGUAUUCAUUUGAAAUAGAUGCAUAUUUAAUCUUUAUCUAAAUGUACGACUUCCAAGAUUAUAUUAACCUCUUGCCAUUGAUGUUUUACAUGUAUAAACACUUGUUAUAGUUUCAAGAUUCCAGUUGUUGAUAUUUUUAUUAUUGUCAGAUGGCUUUUUCAUUUAUUAUAGAAUAAAGGUUGGCAUCUCAGAUAAAUAUUAUAGGCAUUGCCAUUGGUGAUAUUCUGCCAUAAGAAAUGUAUUUUUUUGUAUGAUGAAGUAAAACAAAAAGUGCCCUUUGACAAUCCAUAUUUUUAUUUCUGAACAGACUUAAGUUCUUUUGUUAUCUAAAUUUUUCACAGACUAAAAGGACUACCAGCAACUGAAGUUGUUUGUGCCAAAAAGAAAUAAAGGGGUGAUAUACCAUAAUAUCCUAAAUGUUUGAGAUAGUUUUGAUAACACAAGUCAGAUUGUAGACAUUUUACAAAGUUAUAAUAAUAUGUUGAUUCUAAAGUUUACAGAAGUCAGAUCCAAAGUAAAGAAACAACACUUUAUUGCUGUUUUUCAUCUAAAAGUCACAGUAAAUAUAAAAAAGAAGAUGUGGUAUGAUUGCCAACGAGACAACUCUCCACAAGAGACCAAAUGACACAGAAAAUAACAACUAUAGGUCACCGUACAGCCUUUAACAAUGAGCAAAGCCCAUACCGCACAGUCAGCUAUAAAAGGCCCCGAAAUGAACAAUUCAAACGAGAAAACUAAUGGCCUAAUUUAUGUACAAAAAAAAUGAACGAAGCUGUUUAGUAUGAAACAAACUGAAGUUCAAGAUGAUCUCUAGCACUCAUUUGAGCAGAAUUCUUUUCUACAUGUAAAGGGGUCAACCUUUAAAGGCUGUUAAUGAAAAAAUAUAAAGGACUAAAUCUCAGAAUGUUAUAGAUCUGUCUUCCAAUAUAUGUUUUCCAGUAUGCUAUUGAUAAUUCAUACACUCAAUACAUUUCAUUAUUAAUAAAUCUUUAUUUUAUUUUAUUUUUACAGUAUCUUAUAACUUGACUUGAAAUAUUUCUUUAAAUGAUAAAAUUUUGGUUACUAGUAUAAUAUAUAUUGUUCUAAAAAAUUAGUGCAAAACAUUAACAUUAAUUAUCAUUACAAAAUGACAAGCAUCUGUCAUGGCUGUGUUCAAUUUUUUUUUUAUAGUUUGCAAUUAUGAAAAAAAAUAUAUUUCAAAAGUCUUUGGUUUUUUGGGACCUUGGGUGAAUAAAGUGAUAAAAACCUAUACCCAAUAUGGAACUAAAAAAGCUAAAUAAACUUAAGCAUAAUUAAGUAAAAAAUGUACUACUUUAAUGUUUUAUUACUGUUAUUUAUUCCUAUUUUGUCUUUUUUCUUUCCUUAUUUUUUAUGUUAAAAAUUAUAUUUUUGUUAAGUUUACACAAUUUUCUUUAUUUCUCUCCUUUGUUAUAUUAUUUUUUAUUAAACCAUUUUGCAUUCUUACUUGUUGUUUUAUACAUUAAAAAAGUCUAAAAUUAUUUUAACACAUAUGUAUUCCUAUUUUUUUAGCAUAUAAGAUAACAGAUUUUUUCCUCAGACUUCUGUCUAUAUUUUAUAUAUAUGGAAUUGAUUUAACUCUUUUUUUAUGUCUUAUAGAACUAGGACAUAUAAGUCCCACCUCUUCUCCCUACCAUUUUAGAAAAGAGAAGUCAAUUCUCCCUCAGAUUCUGAAGUAGUGCAAGCCCAAAUAUGUUAAUUAAAAUCUCAUCAGAAAAUCUAGCAUCAGUUAAAUUUAUUCAGCAAUUGAUCUAUUUGAGUGUGUAAUUAGGAUAUUAAAUUAAAGAGAACUUGUUUUAGUUGGCUGAACCAUGAAUCCUUUAGCUAUAUAGAUCAAACCUGUAAAAACAAUUUCUUGCACCUUUUUGUAGAUACCUUUGGGGAUCCAAGUUGCCAGCCCUCCCCUUUUUGUGUUAAGUGAAUGAUUCUGAUUAUUUGGCUACCAGUUUCUUAUUUUUCAGUGGUACCCUACAGGCUUCCAUUUAUGAAAAUCCUGUAAUUGCCAAGAUCUAAAUUGCUCAAGUUGUGAAUGAAUUCAUUUGAGAAUUAUUCUGUUGUUACAUUUUUUGUGAUCCUAUAUUUUUUAGCAUAUCAGGAAAUAAACAAAGAUGAAAUAUUUGCAUCAUAAUAUGAUAUUGUGUUCCUGUUAAACAAAUAACAACAAUCAAAUUAAAGUAAACUGGUCUGAGAAAUUUUUUUUUGUAGUCAAGCAGCUUCAUUGAUUUAUGUACACCUGAGAGCUAUAUUUUUGCCAUAUUUGUAGAAUUUGUAGCAUAAUAAAUGUUUAUCAAGUGGAA
Messenger RNA from Mytilus californianus (California mussel), 6222 nucleotides. RefSeq names its product long-chain-fatty-acid--CoA ligase 4-like. Gene Ontology annotation, biological process: long-chain fatty acid metabolic process; long-chain fatty-acyl-CoA metabolic process; neuron differentiation. NCBI's taxonomy places the organism in Eukaryota, Metazoa, Mollusca, Bivalvia, Mytilida, Mytilidae. The transcript is spliced from 17 exons. Gene Ontology annotation, cellular component: plasma membrane; lipid droplet; endoplasmic reticulum. The record is from RefSeq and is a predicted model, not a curated record. Bases 304 to 2424 code for a protein of 706 amino acids. Gene Ontology annotation, molecular function: long-chain fatty acid-CoA ligase activity.